CCGAAAAGUACCCUCGCGGGCUCGCUUCGCUCGUCACGAUUCGGGCACGGUGGUUCGCUUCGCUCGCCACCUAAUUACUAGAGGUAAUAGUUGGUGGCGUGGAUACUAGAGCAACUGACCCGCUGGCGUAGCUCCUCCCCCUUGUGUCGUGGCUCCUCCCCCUUACGGAAAAGGCCCAUUAGGCCACUUGGAUCUAGCCUCAACCGUGUGGACUGUGAGUUGUUUCCGGAAGAAGCUGUGUCAGGCAGCCGACUCCAGCCUGGGAUUGCAGGGAGUAGCUGUUACCGGCGACCGCAAUCUCUUUAUGGUUAGUGUCUGGGCAGCUGUACUAGGAAAUCUGUUGGACGGCACUAAGUUAAUACUCUGAUUAAAAACUGUGAAAGGUGGCAUUAUCCUUUACCAUUACGGAGGUCGGGACUCUUCAGCAUCAUGGGUAACAGUGCACUAAAAGCACACCUGGAAACAGCACAGAAAACUGGUGUUUUCCAACUCACGGACAAAGGACUGAUUGAGUUCCCUGAAGAACUGCAGAGGUUAUCGGCUAACCUACGUACCAUAGACCUGUCCAGUAACAAGAUAGAAGUUUUACCUCCGACUAUGGGAAAGUUCUGCAUGCUCAAGAGUUUGACGCUAAACCAUAACAGACUGACCAGGCUUCCAGAUGAGUUUUGCAAAUUGAAAAAACUGGAAACCCUGCUUCUAAGUGGCAACCAGAUUACCCGUCUCCCGGCUGACUUUGGUCAGCUGUCUGCGCUGAAGACGCUCAACCUCUCUGGCAACCAGCUACGUGCAAUGCCCCCGCAGCUCUGCAGCUUGCGGCACUUGGAUGUGGUGGACCUGUCAAAAAAUAAAAUCCAGGCAGUUCCAGAUGAGGUGGCUGGCAUGCAGUCCAUAGAGAUAAACUUGAACCAGAACCAGAUAUCACAGAUCUCGGUUCAGGUUUCUCAGUGCCCACGCCUCAAGGUACUUCGAUUGGAGGAGAACUGUCUCGAGCUCAGCACAUUGCCCCCAAGCAUCCUCAGUGACUCUCAAAUUUCCUUGUUGGCUGUGGAGGGGAAUCUCUUUGAAAUAAAGAAUCUUCGGGACUUGGAUGGUUAUGACAAGUACAUGGAACGUUUCACAGCCACGCGAAAGAAGUUUGUGUGAUUAGACAAUGUCUGCUGGGUAGUCAACACUUAGCUGCAACAACUUACCUGCCGGAUAGACAGGGCCAUCGCUGGACAUAGGCCUGCUUCCUGGGGCUCACAGUUUCUUAAAUGAGAGAGUACUCACUUGCAAACACAGCCUGGACGUUGGGGGCGACGGAGUAUGGGUGAGCUAUUAUGGCUCGAAGAGACACUGCUUUUAAUGAAAGCUGUAUGUGGUUUGGGUUGGUUAAUUUCAUAAACUGUGAGUUUAUACAGUUACACUCAGAUUGAGCAUGCAAUAAAAUGCUUAGUUAACUAAUGGACAAUUGCCAUAUUAUAAAAUAAUUUGUUGUUAGAUAUGAAAAAACAAACUUAAUUACUAGGUCACUAUUUAUUUAAUUCCAGGGGUUAUCAGAUUUUAACCAAACUUCUAGUCAGCAUAAGCCAAACAGCAAUUAUAACUUAUUUUGUCAUUUACACUUACCAUUAAAUGUGCAUUUCUUUAAAACUGAAUAUAAUUUCAAAUAUAAAAGUUUUCAACAAUA
Pseudophryne corroboree (corroboree frog) is the source of this 1672-nucleotide messenger RNA. RefSeq names its product leucine rich repeat containing 57 (gene LRRC57). The coding region runs from base 430 to 1146 and encodes 238 amino acids. Gene Ontology annotation, molecular function: protein binding. NCBI's taxonomy places the organism in Eukaryota, Metazoa, Chordata, Amphibia, Anura, Myobatrachidae. The transcript has 6 exons. The record is from RefSeq and is a predicted model, not a curated record.